Schistosoma guineensis is the source of this 528-nucleotide messenger RNA. The record is from the annotation of a GenBank genome assembly. Lineage: Eukaryota; Metazoa; Platyhelminthes; Trematoda; Strigeidida; Schistosomatidae.
AUGAAUGUAUUGCAGAUGGUUAAACAAAUGGACACUCUUUCACCAAGAAUCCAAGCCUUGCUAAAAGAAAGUAAUUGUUUCAGGUGUAAUGAAGACGCAAAUAAUGAAUCUGCAUUUUCUCGAGAUGCUUUGAAGGCCAGACUGACUGACCUGGAAUUCCGUGUAACACAAAAUAAAGAAACGGAAAAACCUUUUUCAGGGAAAUAUGUAAAUGAGAAAUCACCUGGAAUAUAUAGAUGUGUUGUUUGUAGUUCAAAACUGUUUAGCAGUGAAGCGAAAUUCUUCUGUAGUUGUGGCUGGCCUACAUUUAACAGUCCUAUAGAGUGUAACUCAUUGACCUCAUCCAUUGAUUUGUCAUCAGGUGAAGUCCGUGUAGAAGUUUCUUGCAAGGGAUGCAAUGCUCAUUUAGGACACGUGUUUGACGAUGGCCCGAAACCUACAGGUCUUCGUUAUUGCAUUAAUUCUUGUGCUCUAAUUCUUGAUUCUGAUAUUGGCAGCUCAUCUGGUUUAAAUUUGCCAACUGCUUGA